Molecule: messenger RNA, 2498 nt
Organism: Mucor mucedo
Lineage: Eukaryota; Fungi; Mucoromycota; Mucoromycetes; Mucorales; Mucoraceae
Exons: 3
Coding region: 19-2445 (808 amino acids)
Source: RefSeq, a predicted model, not a curated record
CCCUAACCUUUACAAAUCAUGGCAAAUAGGAUUGUAUACUCAUGUAAUUCUUCUGACAUGGACGUAUCUGAUACGGACGAUGGUCUUCGAGAAGAAUCGUUACCGUCAAUCGCCCAAGUUGUUGCUGCGACUUCAAACAUGGAUAUCUCUGAUUCCGAUUCAGACGCCAGUUUUCACACCGCCGAUAAUUCGCCCAGACAACAUUUCGAUGAAUUGGAGCCAGGCCAAAUUUCAGACGCGUCUCCCAUCACGUACCCCGAUCCGUUGGAGACAGAAUGUCAGGUCCUGGAAACUCAGUUGCAAGAAAACAACAACCGUAUAGCUUCCAUAGAUCGAAAGUUAAAGACGAUUAAGGAAAGGGAAGAACAAAUAAAAAUUAGGCUAUUGGAAAACCAGGUUCGAAAUUCGAUUGCCCGUAACCGUAGGCCCGUUCGUCGGGUGAAUGUUACACCUGUAACCACUCCCCAUUCUCAUCCCACUACUGUUGAAGAAACUCAAACUGACAGAUCAAGUACAACCCCAUCAACAAGACCUGACGUGAUCCCAUCUACCAACCAACGUGUGGAUGUAGAAUCACAUUCUAUGCCGCAGCAAAUCAUGGUGUCACAAAACUGCGAGUCACAUCGAUCCACUGCCCAUCACCUACCCACCAUCUCACAGCCAUCCAUCCAACAUCUGGGUACCACGGCACAUUUAUCGAAACCAGUAAAGGUUGGAAAUUCCAAAACAAAAAGAAGGAAGAGACAGCGACGAAGAAUUCGACUUAGAGAAACUAGUGGUUCCGACACAAGUACAACUGACCAGCCAUCCUUAUCCCGCAUUAAAAGAUCCAAACCAUCAGUAAAGGACAUUAUCAAGAUCAGCGAAGGCUGUUCUGGAAACCAAAGGUUAAUGCAAGCAGUAAUUGAUGUCCCUCUUUCCGCACGUUAUGUUUAUGAGAUGGAAAAGGCAAACGCAAGCGAUAAUGACGAUGACGAUGACGAUGACGAUGAUGAUGAUGAUGAUGUCGACAGUGAGGAUGAUGAACCCGUUGAACCUACCGUUGGUAACAAGGGUAAAGGAAAGGGAAAGGGAAAGGAAAAGGCUGAUCCCAAGUAUGUUAUUUCGGAUGAGGAAUUGGCGCUGAUUGCUACAGAUAUACCACCUUACCCACCGAAAUCCUACCUGAUACCACGUGAAGAACUCAGGUUAAUUGUCAAGUCCGUCAGGUCUCACUUGACGUUCAAUGCACCAUCGCUAAAAAUCAUGCGAAUAAAUCUGUUAAAUCUUCAAGAAACUGCCAUCAAGCAGGAUCACCAGUUAAGCUGUCAUCAAGAGGAAUUGGCUAAAGCUUUGAUUCGCAAGAUAUUAAGGAUCAUCGAGGAUUAUAUGAUUUUACCAGAAGAGGUCUAUCGUCGUCCUUCGCGUUUACAUCCUUACUUUGGUGACGCUCCUGCUCGCUUACCCGAAUAUUACUAUGGUAAUUUGGGCACUGCAAUGUACGCCGGUCCCGAUGUCUCCCAUUACGAAUUAUACAAGGCUGUCCAAUAUUUUCGAAGGAUUGUAAGCAAGGCUUGUUUGCGUAAAAUCGAUCAGUUCUUGUUAAAAACAGGUCGAAUGCCGCAACAACGUAUCCUUCGCACUUGCGAUCCAGCAAACCCAGACCGAGCAAGCAAUAUCCCAAUCGACUUGCAUAUGAGGAACAAUAAGGAAAUCCAGGAAAAAUAUCGUCAAUUAGACUUGGAAACAGAUGCUCGGGACGUUACACGAAAGCCGAAGGAGACAAAGAGGCAAAAGAAGAAAAGAUUAUUGGCAGAAGAACAGGAGGCAAAGAAACGAAAGGCUCGUCUUGGAAGAGCAAAAAAAGCUGGACAAAAGAUGCAAUUGGUAGACGAGGUCAAAAUCGAACAAGGUGAAUCAAGUCAAUGCGCUGCUACUGCUACUGCUGGUAACACUGCUUUAAAUGACCCUGAUGAGUUUGACAUCAAUCAACUUUAUGACUUUUAUGCAAAUAAAGUCAAGCAGGAACCUGUCGAUCCUCAAGACAUUGAAAGAUUGCUCUACAAUCCACCAAUCCUCACAUCACCACCACCAGCAGUAGCAGCACCAGCACCAGCAGUACCAGCAGUACCAGCAGCACCAGCGCCAGCAGCACCAGCAACACCUGCCACCGCAGCAUCAAUAGCACCACCUGCACCACCUGCAGACAUUUCUCUACAAAUGUACGAUGUGUCACCCAAAGUCACCGAAGUACCUGCCUCCACUCCAACUAUCACACAAUCAAAUCCACAGCCAUCAUCAACGCACUUUCAUCCGUACAAAUCUGCCCUGAGUUCUCUUGGUCUUACUGAUACACCAAAAUUAAACAAUCAACCAAAGAUUAGUACUUUAUGUAGUGCUGAAUCCAGUGGUGGGGUUUGCAAUGUCGUGGGUUGUCGAUAUACCCACUUUUCUGAUUACACGUAAACAAUUUCCAUUAGUUUUGUUUACAAAUAAAGUAGUUUUUUUUUAUAUAUGUA